Malaclemys terrapin pileata is the source of this 5550-nucleotide messenger RNA. It is a transcript of the gene PPRC1, whose product is annotated as PPARG related coactivator 1. Lineage: Eukaryota; Metazoa; Chordata; Testudines; Emydidae. The coding region runs from base 177 to 5324 and encodes 1715 amino acids. Gene Ontology annotation, molecular function: RNA binding; transcription factor binding. Gene Ontology annotation, biological process: positive regulation of transcription by RNA polymerase II. The record is from RefSeq and is a predicted model, not a curated record. Gene Ontology annotation, cellular component: nucleus. The transcript is spliced from 14 exons.
GAGCCGCCGGGGCCGGGGGAACCCGCCGGGGCCGGGGGGGCGGCAGCGGCCCGGAGCUGCCCCCGCCCCCCGCCAGCCCCCCGCAGUGCUUCUCUCUGGAGGAAGAUGAGCUGAGCCUGCACUUGGUUCCCGCCUGCAGCGAUGCUAUCCUGGAGGCCGAAGGGAUCCUGGGAACGAUGCAGAGCUACCUGGACUCCUCCAUGAUCUCUAUCAUCGAGGACUUCGGCACCCUGACCGAGAACAAGGCCUGCCUGGAUGCUCCAAACGAGCUGUCCCUGCUGACGGCCAUCACCGAGAUUCUGGACAGCACGGACGACGAGACCCUGUCUCCGUUUGACACCACCCUGGACUCCGAAUUGCUGGCACUGCCCCGGGAACGCGAGAGUUCUUCGUUUCAGAAGUUUCUCAGCUUGUCCCGGGCUUCCCCUGAGCGCAGCGUUCCCGCCCUAGAUGAUCCGUGGGGCCUCAGUGGCCCAGCCGCCAUCGGCAAGUUGGAGACGGGCCCUGUGGAUCUGCCUUGGAACCGUCCACUGAGCUGCCUCGAAGAGCCGGCAGCGCCGAAGCCGCGCCCCAGCAGAGCGCCCCGGGCGGAGCGGAAGCUCCCCAGGCCCCAGCCCCUCCCGCAGCGCAGCGAUGGGGAGGAGGAGGAGGAGGCUGCUAGCCCUGGGCAGCCCGGCGGCGUGGCAGUGACGGGGGGUCUGCGGGAGAGCCCCAUGGAUUUGUGCGCCAAAGCUGGGGGUGAGGAGACGGCGUGGCCUGAAGACACUGACACUCCCUGCAUCAUUAGCACGGGGGCUGGGUCCCUCAGCGAGCUGGUGAAGUCCAUGCACCCGUACUGCCUGCCCACACUCACCGUGUGCCUGGACCCUGCCAGCGAGCCAGUGGCGAAGGAGUUCUUAACCGGCCCGCUCCUGCUGGAGAUCGUGCCGGGCGAAGGCGAGAGCCUGGAGAUCCCCGUGGUCCUGCAGCAGCUGCGUCCAGGAGCCCAGCUCCCAGCUGAAGGGGAGGGAGCCAGCGGUUGCCUGGCUGGCGAGGGGGAUGGUGCCCUGGAGCCGUUGCCUACGGAUGGUGUGAUGCCAGUGGGAAUGCCUACCCAGGGGUGCGAGACUGGGGGCCCCGUCAGGGCCCCCCAAGAGGACACUACCAGCCCGACCCAGGAGAGAGAGUCCCCCCGGGGGGUUGACCCCGAAGCGAAGGACGAGGCGAGGCAAAGAGACCAGGAUCUGGAGAGCAGCUCCCAGCACAGCACAGAGGCGCCAGUGGGCAGGAAGCGCCAGGGCACCGAGAAGGGCCGAGGGCGCGAGAGGGCCCGGAAAAGCCGGAAAAAGAAAAGGGAGGAAUCGCAGAAGGGCCAGGCCAAGCCAGAUGGGGACUGUGCGGUGCGCAGGCUCCGCUCCACGUCCGCGGUGCUGCCGCCAGCCACCCAGCGCUCCCCCAGCCGGGCAGCCCGGCCGUCCGUGCAAGUGUCCACCUUCCUGGAAAAGCAGCUGGAGCAGGCCAAGAAGGAAGGGCAGAUGGAGCUGCGAUCGGCCAGAGGGAGACCGAGGGCAGCGGCAGCAGGGGGUGGCCUGCAGAGGAAGGGUCGCCCUGAGGUGCUGGAGGCUGAGAAGCCCAACACGCAGCCAGCUGUGCAGAGCGCUGAGACCCCCGGGCCCUCGGAGCGGGCCGUGCCCAGCCCCGGGGAGCAGCCGGCUGCCGUGGGACCCGGCCCAGCCGAGCAGGGAGAGGGAGCUCCUGGGUGCAGUGAGGGGAGCCGGCCUGCCCCCACCAAAGGGAGCGUCCCCCCGCACGAUGACCUUAGUGCUGGCGGGGAGGCUGCCGGCUGGCCAUCCAAGCCCAGGGCACUCAGCCUGACCGAAUACCGGCUGCGGAUGCUGCGUCGCCAGCCCAGCGGGGCCGACGAGAAGGAGGGGGAGAAGCAGGCAGCGAGCAAGUGGCCCAGCAUCCCCGAGCCCCCCACGGAGCUGGCCGAGAUCCCGUGCCUAAUGGCACCCGUACGCCCCCCGCCCUCGCAGCCUGCCCAGCCCGUGGAGACGCCCAGCUCCCAGAGGGGCCCAGAGAAAACUGCCAGCCCCCCUGCCACCCCUCCUCUGGCCAGAAAGGCACCUGCGGGGCCCCCCCAGACCCUGCCGGCUCCAGUGCCCCCAGGGCUACAGCUGCCUGUCCUCCCGCCGGCCCUGGGGGCUGCUGCUGCAGUGAUCCCUCUGGCCUCCCCGGCGCCCUAUGCCCUCUACCCACCAGUGCCUUCCUGGCCUUGCUUUGGGCCCCCGCCUGCCACCUACCCCAGUCUGCCUCCACCACCGGCCGCUGGCGGGACACCCAACGCCUUUCACCUGGUGCCUGGCCUGCCCCCGCCAGCUGUGACCUGGCCCACCCCUGCUCUGCCACCGCCUCCCUUCGGCCCAGGGGUGUCGUGUGCCCCCAUGGGCUGGCCCCUGGGCCUCCAGCCAUCCUACUGGCCCGGGGUCCCCCUGCCGCCGCCAGUGCCUCCAAUGGUGUACAGCGAUCCAGGGGCCGCUCUGCAGAGCCCGGGGCCAAACCCCUUCCCAGGUAGCCCAGCCGCCCUGGCACCAAGCUGCCAAGAGCCCUCAGCUUUCACAGCACAGCCAAUGAAGCCAGUGCUAGCCAGCCAGGCCACUGGUGCUGCCAAGCACGAGGUGCCAGCCCAGCCCCCCCAGCGCGGGCCACAGCCCUCUGGCCGGGCAUCUGAUCCCAGGAGGCAGAGCCGGCCUGUGGGCGAGUCACCUGCCGCCCAGCCUGUAGGACGGCCCCCUAUUGCCACCGCCCGGACCAUGGGGGAGUCAACUGCUGCCUGGCCUGUGGGGCAGCCCCCUGCCUCCCAGCCUGUGGGGCAGCCCCCUGCCCCUCAGCCUGUGGGGGAGCCCCCUGCCUCCCAGCCUGUGGGGAAGUCAUCUGCCCAGCCCCCUAUUGUCACCACCCAGACUGUGGGGGAGUCUGUUUCUGCUGCUGCCCCUCGGCCCGUGGAGGAGUCAACCGCUGCCCGGCCUGUGGGGCAGCCCCCUGCCCAGCCCACGAGGCAGCCCCCUGCCCCUCGGCCUGUGGGGGAGCCCCCUGCCCCUCGGCCUGUGGGGGAGCCCCCUGCCCAGCCCACGAGGCAGCCCCCUGUCACCCGGCCUGUGGGGGAGCCCCCUGCCCCUCAGCCUGUGGGGGAGCCCCCUGCCCCUCAGCCUGUAGGGGAGCCCCCUGCCCAGCCCAUGAGGGAGCCCCCUGCCCCCCAGCCUGUGGGGCAGCCCCCUGCCCAGCCCACAAGGGAGCCCCCUGUCACCCGGCCUGUGGGGCAGCCCCCUGCAUCCCAGGCAGUGGCUGAGUCAUCUGCCGCCCAGCCCCCUAUUGCCACCGCCCUGCCCGUGGGGGAGUCUGUUUCUGCUGCUGCCCCUCAGCCCAUGGGGGAUUCAACCGCUGCCCGGCCUGUGCGGGAUCCCCCUGCUCAGCCCACAAGGGAGUCCCCUGCCCCCCGGCCUGUGGGGGCGCCCCCAGCUACCUGCCCCAGGGCAGAGGCUGCAGCUCCAGCAAAGGUCCCAGUGCCCAGCCUGCUGGAGGGGGCCCGGCCAGACCCCAAGGGAGCUGUCCUGCAAGAUCCUCGGCCGCCUGGGCACACGUCCAUCCCUGGGAAAGCGGGGGCACUGCUGAGAGUGCGUGAGGAGAGCCAGCCCACCAAGCCGGCCCCUGCCCAGCCCUGGAGACACCAGCCCCUCAUCAGCCCGGCCCAGCCUGGCGCCAGGAAGGACAUCGUGCAGGCCUUCAUCAGUGAAAUCGGAAUCGAAGCCUCCGACCUGUCCAGCCUGCUGGAGCAGUUUGAGAAGACUGAAGCCACGAAGGAGGAGCUGCACGUGCGACGCCCUAGAGACAGGCUGGCGCCGGGGAACGCUGGCAGAUCAGAGAGCCACCAGGACAAGAACCCACCGGACAGCCUGCAUGCCCCGGAGUUGGCCAACGUCGCCGGCCUCACCCCGCCGGCGACACCGCCCCACCAGCUCUGGAAGCCGCUGGCUGCCGUCUCACUGCUGGGGAAGCCUGGGGCCGCCCCCCAGGAGGGCAGCCAGAGAACUGCCAAGUUCAUGGAAGCAAAGCCGCUGCCCCAGAGCAAACCUCGGGGGAAGGGCCCGCCCCCCACGACCUGCGGCCCACCCCCCAGCCACGUGGGCUCCGGAGACCAUGACUACUGCGUCCGUGGCUCCGCCCAGCCAGAGGAGGGCGCCAGGCUCCCCGGCACGCCGGCCCCGUCAGAGCUAGGCUCCCGCUGGAACGUGAAGCAUCACCAGGAUAUCACCAUCAAGCUGCCCUCCUCCCUCUCCACACGGACGCUGGCCUGGCCCGGGCUCAACCCCCAGCCUGGCGCUGCCCCCGGCUCCAGCGAGCAGCUGGAUCACCGGACUAGUGCCCAAAGCCAGGUUGCCGCUGGCAGGAGCAGCCCCCCCACCUCGGUCCUGCUGUCUCCGGACGCGUCCCCCUGCCGGGACGAGGAGCCGCAGACUCGGGACCCGCAGCCGAAGCAGCUGGCUGCCAAGAGGUCCCUGCGCUGCUACCGGAGACGUGGGGCCUCGCCAAGCCCCCGGGCCCGCGCCAGCCGCUCUUUCAGCUCCACGUCCAGCGGGGCCAGCGCCUCCUCGUCUUCCUCCUCCUCGUCCUCCCGGUCUCGGUCCCGGUCGCUGUCCCCCCCUCCAAAGCGGUGGCGAAGGUAUCGCUCAAGACGCUCCCGUAGCUCCCACUCCUCCUCCCGCUCUAGCUGCGGGUCGUGCGGCCGGUCCCGGGGGAGGUCAUCCUCGUCCUCGUCCUCCUACUCGUCCAGAUCCUCCUCGGCUUCCCGCAGCCGCUCCCGCUCCCCAUCCCCCUGCAGGAGGAGUAACCGGAGGAGAAGAUACGAUUACGGCGACCCUCCGGAUCACUGCCAGCACCCGAAAGUCCUCCACAAGGAACGUGCUAUAGAGGAGAGGAGAGUCGUCUUCAUCGGCAAGAUCCCCAGCAGGAUGACGCGGGCAGAGCUCCGGCACCGCUUCUCCGUGUUCGGGGACAUUGAGGAGUGCACCCUCCACUUCCGGGCUGAGGGGGACAACUACGGCUUCGUCACCUACCGCUACGCCAAGGAGGCCUUCGCCGCCAUCGAGAGCGGCCACAAGCUGCGGCGCCCGGACGAGCAGCCCUUCGACCUGUGCUUUGGGGGGCGCCGCCAGUUCUGCCGGAGGAACUACGCGGACCUGGAUUCCAACCGGGAAGAUUUAGACCCUGUCCCCAUCAAGAGCAAGUUCGACUCCCUCGACUUCGACACCUUAUUGAAACAGGCGCAGCGCAACCUGCGGAGGUAGCGCUGGGCCCAUGGCGGCUCUGCCCGGUGCCCGCGGGAGGUGUCCCGGCCUGGCUGCAGCUGAGCAGAGCUUUACAGAGAAACGAAAAAGACAAAAAAAAGUGUCAAACCAGAUUUUUUAAACCAUUUGUUUUUAUAACAAAUAUUUAAGGCAGAUGAAUUGUCUCUGUUAACUGAGGGGCUGCCCCAGCCCAGUCACUCCGGUUAAUAAACCCGGGUCCAACCCA